Molecule: messenger RNA, 7165 nt
Organism: Melanotaenia boesemani (Boeseman's rainbowfish)
Lineage: Eukaryota; Metazoa; Chordata; Actinopteri; Atheriniformes; Melanotaeniidae
Product: neuronal PAS domain-containing protein 3
Exons: 12
Coding region: 644-3820 (1058 amino acids)
Biological process (GO): regulation of transcription by RNA polymerase II
Molecular function (GO): protein dimerization activity; RNA polymerase II transcription regulatory region sequence-specific DNA binding; DNA-binding transcription factor activity, RNA polymerase II-specific
Source: RefSeq, a predicted model, not a curated record
ACCACUGUCACAGCCGAGCUCGUGCUGCUCAAAGCUGCGUGCUGGACUGACUGACUCUCUCCUUCGGGUUUCCUCUUCACACACUUUUACUGAACAACCGGAGGACACUGUUCGUAGGAAAGCCGGGGACGGGAUGCCCGUCUCGAAGGGAGAAUCGGCGGCGGCGUCUGCGUAAAAGAGGAGCUCCUGCAACGGCUGAGAGCAGCACUGAACCCACCGUCCGUCUGCUUUUAACGGUGAAAUAGUCUCAUAGAACCACUGAUUAGUUGUUGACUAGAAGAGACGGGGAACACGGCGCGCGCCGCAGAAACCGGGACCAUGAUCUGGAGCAGAGGUGUUAUCUUGGAAGAAUAAAGAGGGGAAAAAGAAGGAGAAUUUUUUUAAGUGUCUACAAUAUUUUCUGUUUAUACUUGAUGUUGUAAACCCACUAAUCUCAGCAAAUUAUUUAUUUGUGAUUAUUUGCGCACCAGGACCAUGAUCCGGAUUCACUUCAGAGUUAGAUCCAAAGGUUAGUUACCAAGAAAAAAAGGAUAAAAUCAAAUAAAAGGCUUACAGUUUCAACUCAACUUCCGAAUCAAGAACUCGCUUAAUCAUAGUGAACCCAGAAACCAGGAGCGGGAGCGCACCGGAGGCAGAAGGAACAAUGAUCAGGAUCUUCCCGGAUUUCAGCGUCCAGGUGACGGCCUCAAGCGCUGGAGGACCCGGAGCUGGAGGUGGAGGAGGCGGUAGCUCAGGUGGAGGGAUGGUGACCGGACCCCCGGUGGGUCGGGUGCCAGUCCCGGUACCCGGAGCCACUAACGGGACCCCGCAGAGCGUGCAGGGAAUAACCGCCUACCAACAAAGUGACACCUACUGGGAGCGGCCUUCUAGUGCAGGCAGCUGCUCAGCCACCCGGCCCAAGACUCUCCACCUGGCCGGCCAGCAGCAUACCUCUUCACCAUGGUUGCAGGCCCUGAGGAAGGAGAAGUCUCGGGAUGCGGCGAGGUCACGGCGAGGGAAAGAAAACUUUGAAUUUUAUGAACUAGCCAAGAUGCUGCCAUUGCCGGGAGCCAUCACUAGCCAACUAGACAAGGCCUCAAUCAUCCGGCUCACAAUCAGUUACCUGAAGAUGAGGGACUUUGCCAACCAAGGAGACCCACCGUGGAACCUGCGCAUUGAGGGACCUCCACCCAACACCUCAGUCAAAGCUAUCGGUACACAGCGGAGGAGGAGUCCCAGCACUGUUGCCUCUGAGAUCUUCGAACCUCACCUGGGUAGCCACAUAUUACAGUCUCUGGACGGGUUUGUAUUUGCACUAAACAAGGAGGGACGAUUCCUCUACAUCUCGGAGACUGUUUCCAUCUACCUGGGACUGUCACAGGUGGAGCUGACUGGCAGCAGUGUGUUUGACUACAUCCACCCCGGUGACCACGUGGAGAUGGCUGAGCAGCUCGGCAUGAAGCUUCCUCCCGGCAGAGGGAUGUCUCUGUCCCAGGGAGCCAUCAAUGAAGACGGGGCAUCCUCUGCCUCAUCGUCAUCACACUCUGAGACACCUGAACCAGUAGAGUCCAGCAGUCCCAGUCUUCUGGCCCCUGAUAACACUCUGGAGCGAUCCUUCUUCAUCCGGAUGAAGUCCACACUCACAAAGAGAGGCGUGCACAUCAAGUCCUCAGGAUAUAAAGUGAUCCACAUAACGGGGCGCCUCCGGAUCAGGAUGGCUCUGACACACAGCCGCUCGGUGCCUAAUCAGAUCAUGGGGAUGGUCGUGGUUGCUCAUGCCCUCCCACCACCAACAAUUAAUGAGGUUCGCAUCGAUUGUCAGAUGUUUGUGACCAGAGUCAACAUGGACCUCAAGAUUGUCUACUGCGAGAACAGGGUCAGUGACUACAUGGACCUCACUCCAGUAGACAUCGUGGGGAAGAGGUGCUACCAGUUCAUUCAUGCUGAAGACGUCGAGGGGAUCAGACAGAGUCACCUGGACUUACUGAAUAAAGGUCAGUGUGUGACUAAGUAUUACCGUUGGAUUCAGAAGAACGGUGGUUACAUCUGGAUCCAGUCCAGUGCCACCAUUGCCAUCAAUGCCAAGAAUUCCAGUGAGAAGAACAUCAUCUGGGUCAACUAUGUUCUCAGUAAUCCAGAGUAUAAAGACACGCCCAUGGACAUUGCUCAGCUGCCAAACCUGCCAGAGAAAACUUCAGAGUCCUCAGAAACCUCAGACUCUGAGUCGGAGUCGAAAGAAAACUCAGACAAUGAGAACGCCAUGGCUGAGGGAAAGCCGGGUCACCAAACAGAACAUAGCGAGAACCCAGAGAAAGAAAGCAAACGUCAGCAGCAGCCCGGCCAAUCGCAAUGCUCCUCCAAACAGGAAAUGAAACGCCAAGAAGAAGAAGAUAGCUCAAGUAACCCAGAAAGUCAGGACAGCGAUGACAGUCUGGAACCCUCAGAUGGAGAGCAGGAACGUGAUCAGGAGACGGAAGCCAGGGAAGGGGAAGGGGAAGGAGGUAGACUGGGAAGAUUAGCUGGACUGGGAGGAUUAGAGGGUUUAAGUGCUAUUAGUGGACUGGGUAAUUUGAGUGGACUUCAUAUUAAAGUAGAGCACUAUGGAGAAGGAGAAGAAGUACAGCUGCACAACUCACAAACAUCCUCAUCUGAGGAAGAGGAAGAAGAGGUGGAUGAGGAUGAUGAAGAGGAUGGAGGAGUGCAAAGUAAUAAUGAUGCUGGUGUUGGUAGUAGGUUCCAGAAGAGGAGGAAGAGGAGGAAAGUGCAAAAGUGGGAUGGGUCACGAAGCAGGAGGCUCUGUGUAUCCACAAGUCCACCCAGCCCUGCAGCGAGAGGAGAUACCACACCACAUGGUGAGCCAUCAGGGACCACAUCGGUCACACCUCCACACCUCCUGACCUCCGCUGGCUCCCCAAACAGCACAAGUGCAACAUCCUCGGUUCUUAAGAUCAAGACUGAGAUGGCCGAACCCAUCAACUUUGACAACGAUAGCAGCAUUUGGAACUAUCCUCCCAACAGAGAGAUCUCAAGAAACGAGUCUCCGUACAGCAUGACCUCCAAGCCGGCUGCUCCAGGGGGUCAUGAGACCUUCCCUUCACCGCAGGGAGGCUCUCUCCAGGUUGUCAUUCCUGACUCUGUCCUCACCCCUCCUGGAACUGAGGGAGGAGUAGGAGGAGUGAGGAAGCCUCCUUACAACGGAAACUCAGCCCCAUCUUCUACUUCCAGUUUAGCUCCUCCUUCUAACACCUCCUCUGCUGACCCACUGUCUCCUCCUCUCUCUGCAUCCCCACGGGACAAGCAACAAGGCACUCCCACCACCUCCUCUUCCUCUUCAUCCUCAUCAAGCUCUUCCUCCUCGCUGCUGUACUCUGGUGACAUUGAAGCACUUCAGCGUUUGCAGGCUGGGAAUGUGGUCCUCCCGCUGGUUCACCGGGUCACAGGGACUUUAACCUCCACAAACACGACUGCCCCACGUGUCUACACCACCGGCACCAUCAGGUACGCUCCAGCAGAUGUUACUCUGGCCAUGGCACAAGGUAAUCUCCUUCCCAACGCUGCCAUGAACUUUGUUGAUGGUUCAGGUUUUGGUCUAGACCCUAAAACGCCAAUGGAGAUGCUCUACCAUCACGUCCACAGGCUCAACAUGUCUGCCGCAGCAGCCGCUGGCCCAUUCGUAGGAUCUCCAGCACCUGCAGGCGGUAACGCCGCCCUGGGAGGCCAGAUGCCAACUACAGCCAACGUUUUCACCACAGCAGAGGGACUUUUCUCUACGCUACCGUUCCCAGUGUACAGCAACGGGAUCCACACCUCACAGACGGCUCUGGAGAGGAAGGAAGACUAGUGCAAAACAUCUCCGACCGCGUUACUGUGUUUCAAGAAUCAACCACCGCACCAGUCAAAGACUCCUUAGUAAAAGUUAUGAAAUUUAUGAUGUUUUAUCAACACGGUGUAGCACUGUGUUUACAGGAAUGGAGAAAGGACAGGAAGUGAUGACAGAUGUACUCUAGCACUUUGAAUUUGAGCAACUGAGCUUGUGUAAUAGACCUGAACGACCCUCAGACAUGACCCCCUUUUCUAUCUUUUUUGUUAUUAUCCUCUCCUCUCCCGUCUCCGACUUUGCUUCCAUUUCUUCUGAUCAGCAGCUUUUUCACUUGAGCAGAUGAAAACAAACUAUUCUUUAUGUAAAGAAAUCCUUUUUGCCUACAGAGAAUUCAUAUUGCCUACGGAUUCCACUGGAACCUGAAGGGGAUCAUUUUUAUUGUGGGACUUCUUUGUGUUGAAUCUUGGGGAAGACGCUGAUUGUGUCUAUUUUAAGGAGGACGGUACCGGGAUUUUUAUCUAAAAGAAAAUUCUAAUUGCCGCUCAGCCUCAUCCGCCUUGAUGUGAUCAAGGCUUGAAAGGAGGAUCUUUAAAUGGACAGGAGGGGGCGCUGUUUUGUCUCGCAAUGUUCCCAGAGAUAAUCUUUUGGGGGGAAAAAGGGUUUUGAGAAUGUUUCUUGAUGAGGGAAUUGUAAAAUCAAUUAAUGUUUUUUUUUUGUUGUUUGUUUGUUUUUUUGUUUGUUUUCUUUUGUUUUGUUUUGUUUUUUUCGUUUGUGUCUUUUUUAUAAAAUAAUGUAGCUCAGAUUUAACUUCCAAGUCAAGCAUUAAGAAGAAGAAGAAAAAAGCAAUUUCAGCCGGGUAAUGACCUGUGAAUAAUCGAAUGUUACUACAAGUUUCCUCUUUUAUCUGAGGGGUUUACAUACAGGUCUCACACCAAACAUAACCUCUUGUGCGUCUUUUCCCAUCGCAGUCUAUCGAUUGCUCUUAUCUUUCAUCCUGUUUAACUGACAUCUAAUCUUUCAGGCCACAUUUCCGUCAGUUCUACAGAUUCAUGGUGCUAGCAACUUUCCAGUAACCCUGAUUCAGCUGGCUGAUGUGGGUGCUGCAAACUGAGCCCCCAGCUUCUUCAUACACUCAGCGCUGUUCCUUUUUUUGGAGGAGAAAUUAUAUUAAAGUUGGUCUCUAGUUUGUUUGAAGAUUUUUCCCCUGAUUUUCAGUUUUUAAGACAGCCAGAACUUCUUAGUCAUGGCUGUCAUUUCUUUGUGGACCAAUCUGACUGGAUAUCAACAUGGAGUUGAUGGAUAGAUUUUGCUCUUUGUUCAUUUUUACUUUUAUUCCAACGUAAUUAUUUAAUGAUUCUCAGUAAGACUGAGACUGAACAACGAGUGUUGCUAACUUGAGAAACCUCCUCGGGCUCGUUUGAUGGCUGUCUUGUUUCUGUCCUUUUCUUGUUUUUCUUUUUCUUCCUUCUCCUCCUACUGUUCUUCUUAAACCAGAAUUGCUUCCACAUCACUUUCCUCAGCAACCCACCUUCCUCUAUCUCAUCGCCUGACCCUGUGAUAUAAAACCACAUAUCAACAAGGAGAUUGUAAUAAAAACAUGCAUUUUCAAUCAAUCUAUCAAACAAUCAAUCAAAUGCCUACAAGGAAAAAUGUAUGACUUUUUUAAGGAACAAAAAAAGGGGAAAAAAUCCAUUCCUAAAAGCAGCGUUGUCCUUGUUGUCGUCCUUGUUUUAAUGUUUUUUUUCUUAUUGUCUCUGUUGCCAAAAAAACUGUGGUAAUCUUAUAUGUUGGGUGUUUUAAAAGCACUGUGAUUUUCCUUCAUUUAUUUUUCUUUUUUUAUUUCAACAGAAAAAAUAUAAUUAGAAAUAAUCAAAACUGUAUUAAACUAUCAAAACACCAUCUUUUUAAAUUUGACAGCCCCAUCUUUACCAUCACAUCCUCCUUAUUACCCAGUGUGAUUAAGCCGUAAAAAUGUAUUACCGAUGUGUUUAGUGUCACUGGCUGUCAGUAAGUCUUUCAUGGCAACUUCUGUGUGUGUGUUGACUAUAUGCAGUAUAUACUGAGCUACUGUAGCUGUUUUUGUCCUUUGUCUUCUCUGUGGUCUAUCUCUAGUGUGGGGAAGAAGAGGAAGUGGAGUUAGAGAAAAGGGGUGGAGUCUAUUAGAUGAUUGACAUCCCAAAAAAAGAUAACUCUUUGCCUCUCCUUCUCCUUCUCUGUCGCCCUCUAUCUGCAGUCUUAGUGAAACCAGUGGAGGUUGUGGAAUUACAUGUUUGGUGGCCUUUGCAAACAAAAAAAAAAAAAGGAAAAAAAACAUUUGUAGAGUCCACCUCUUUUUUCACUGCUUCCUUUAUGUCCUGUAAAACAGCUUCUUUAUUUCCUUCUGUCUCUCCUUCACUCUGCCUCUGCUGUUGCUUUUUGCUGUUGUGUAGUUUUAUUCCAAACUUCUUUAUCUUGCUGUCUUUUCUCUCAGAGAUGAAAAGAUUAUUUAACUAGCUCAAAGCUUAUGGAGCCAUGUUUUUGUCACUAAGGAAUUCUGGGACUUGGAGUUUCCAGCUUAAAUAAUAAAAGUCUCUAUAUGAAAUAAAUUACGAUGAAGAGAAGUCUAAAGAAGCAUUUAAAUGUACUCCGUCCUGGAAAAACCAUGAAAGCCUCAGUUGUGAAACGUUUUCCCAGAGUUCCUUGGGGUUUCUUGUGUGCAUUGGGUGUAUUUCGAUGGUUCCCACCAACACUUGUUGACUUCCUGCGCAAAUUUCUCUCAAAAAAGUUAAACAUGUGGCUCAAGGAGAGAUAAAAUCACAGUAGUCUUUCAGGAUACAAAAUAAAAACAAUUUUAAUGGUUUGUAAAGAAAUUAAAAGAAGAAAAAAUAUUUCUCACUAUAAAUCUAUUUUUCUAGGUGUUUUGGAAAACUGAACUGCAUGUUUAGUAAGUUCGUCUGAUGUGUUUCAUGUGAUUGAUCCCUUGUUUUUUGUUUCUUUUAUAUUUUUUGUCCAGCAGUUCUUGUGUUUUUUUACAGUCUGUCCAGACCACAGGGGAAUGAGACGGAGGGCUGAUGGAGGAAUAAAGUUGGUAGCAUUUGACUGAGCCCAGGCCUCUAAUCUUCCCUUCUCAUCAGGAAACACGAUAUGUAACGUCUGUGAAGAAUCAGUGUCUUGUUACUGAAAAUAAUUUGUCUAUAAAAGAGGGAAAAAAGGAGCGGGGGGAGGGGAGGGGGGUUUACUCUGUCUGGUGGAUUAUCUGUGAUUGAAUGUUAAAUUUGUCAUUUCAGGAGCAUUUUGUUUCUGUGCUCCUCCAGGUUUCAGCAUUUUCUACCUAUGAUGGUUUUGCUCGACAGCAGGGCACAAACGAGCUGCAGGGCGCUAAAGAAA